Messenger RNA from Oryza brachyantha (malo sina), 3238 nucleotides. Its product is annotated as pentatricopeptide repeat-containing protein At1g33350. Gene Ontology annotation, molecular function: RNA binding; protein binding. Lineage: Eukaryota; Viridiplantae; Streptophyta; Magnoliopsida; Poales; Poaceae. The coding region runs from base 29 to 1621 and encodes 530 amino acids. The record is from RefSeq and is a predicted model, not a curated record. Gene Ontology annotation, biological process: RNA modification. The transcript has 3 exons.
CUUGUCGCAGCGGGGGAGCCACCGCACGAUGCCCCGAACGCCACCGUCCUCCUCCCACGGCGACUUCGUCGCCGCCCUCCACCGCUGCGCCACCCUCCCGCACCUCAAGCAGCUCCACGCCAACGCCGUCGUCACCGGCCGCGCCGCCGCGCAGCCCACCACCUUCCACCUCCUCCGGUUUGCCUCCCUCCGCCUCUCCUGCCUCCCCUACGCGCGCCGCCUCUUCGACGCCACGCCCAGCCCCAACAUCUUCCUCUAUUCCGCCAUGCUCUCCGCCUACGCCGCCGCCUCCUCCACCGCGCAAGAGCACGCCUGGGACUCCCUCGCGCUCUUCCUCCGCAUGCUCCGCCGCGGCCGCCCCGCGCCCAACCAGUUCGUCUACCCGCUUGUCCUCCGCGCCGCCUGCGCCAUGGAGAUCCAGCUGGUCAGGUCGAUCCAUUGCCGCUCCUGCAAGGAUGGGUUCUACGGGCACGAUGUUAUAAGUACCUCGCUCCUCGAUGGGUACUCGAGGUACGGGAUGAUGGGGGACGCGCGCAAGCUGUUCGAUGGUUUGACCGAGAGGAACGUGGUCUCCUGGACAGCGCUGGUGUCUGGGUAUGCAAGGGCAGGGAAGGCUGGGGACGCGAUAGUGUUGUUUGAACGGAUGCCUCAGAGGGAUGUGCCUGCGUGGAAUGCAAUCAUUGCUGGAUGCACACAAAACGGGUUGUUUGUGGAGGCAGUGGGGAUUUUCAAGAGGAUGGUGGAUGAGGGCUUCCGGCCAAAUGGCACCACCGUUUCUUGUUUGCUGUCUGCAUGCGGGCAUUUAGGAAUGCUGAAGAUCGGGAAGGUCCUCCAUGGUUAUGCGUGGAGGAGCUGUAUUGGUUUUGGUUCAUCUGUUGUAAAUGGGUUGAUCGAUAUGUAUGGUAAAUGUGGGAAUAUGAUGGAGGCAAAAUGGAUCUUUGAUGAGGUUUCUGAUAGGCGUUUGACCACAUGGAAUUCUCUGAUCAAUUGCCUUGCACUACAUGGGUGCAGUGAGAGUGCCAUUGCUAUGUUUAAUGCGAUGAGGAAUGAAGGGGUUCAACCUGACGAGGUUACUUUUGUUGGGCUGUUGAAUGCAUGCACCCAUGGAGGGUUUGUCGAUGAAGGCCUUAGAUACUUUGAACUGAUGUCUGAUGAGCAUGAAAUUGAGCCAGAGAUUGAGCAUUAUGGUUGUGUUGUAGAUCUUCUUUGUCGAGCAGGACGGUUUCAGGAUGCGAUGAAUUUUAUCAAUGAUAUGAAACUUGAACCAGACGAAGUCAUUUGGGGGUCAUUACUCAAUGCCUGUAGAAUACACAGACACCUAGAACUAGCUGAGCAUGCAAUAAGAAAGUUGUUGGAUUUGAAUCCAAAUAAUGCUAAUUAUGUAGUGAUGCUUGCAAAUUUAUACAGUGAAGGUGGUUUCUGGGAAGAGGUUAGGAAGGUAAGAAAGCUCAUGAAGGAGGAUGUUACAGGCAAGAAGCUGCCUGGUUGUAGCUGGAUUGAGGUUAAUCGCAGAACUCAUCGGUUUUACUCUGGUGAUGAUGGUCACCCAGAGUCUGAGGAUAUCUAUAGCACUCUUGAUGAGUUAGCUACCUCAAUGGAAAUUCAGGAUACAUUUGCAUAGAUUAAUAAUUCAUAUUCAGAAGUCAGCACCUUCUAAUUUGGUAAAUGACUGAACCUGUUGACUCAGGCAGCAUUAUGCUGGUAAUAUACAUGGUGGUUUCUGUUAAACACAUGCUUUGAGCUAUUUAUGGCAGUGGUAUUGCAUAUGCCAAUAAUGGGAUACACUUCGUCAGGCUUAUCCAUUGUAAUUCUGCUAUAUGUGCAUAUCCAUAAAAGCUGCUGCUGCCCAACAGUUAUAUUAUUGGUAUGGAUAUCACCUCUUUGCUGGUAUAUCAUGACUAAAUUUUGUUUUAUUGUCCAGUUUUAACAAAAUCUACACUCACUGGUAAUUUAUUGUCAAAUGUUGCAGUGCAUAUUCCUGUUCUUUUUUCUGCCUCUUGUGCAGGAGUACCAAAAGUAAAGGAGACAGAAGCUAAAGAACAAAUUAUAGAAAUUGCCUAUAAAUUCCCAUUUUAUCUGCUGUGUGGGUAAUUUUAUAUUAACUUAAUCUAUGGAUAUCCCUUGCAAAAUGUUUUCAUUAUCAAGUACUUUGGAUUUUUGAGCCUGGACUAUUGACAAGCAUUACAUUAACAGCUGGAAUAGCUAGUUGAGACUUGAGCUGGAUAUACUGAAGCUGGAAUCAGUUGCACACUGGUCUCUCAGGCAACACUGGAAAUGCCAUCUCAUUAUCUUGGAUGAUUGUAGCAGCAUGGUUCAAAGAAUAUGUUCUGCUCUGUCUUGCAGGCAGAAAACAUGGAGAAAUGAGAGCCUCACGUUGCCAUGUUGCAAUACCAGAGUUGCGGACAGUGCAAAGGGAGGUCAAAAAGAAUGGUGCAGAUUAUAGAAUAACCAUACAUAGUACAGUGAAAUGGUUCAGCAACACUCCAAGAAUAAAUUCCAGUGCGAUGCCUGACCAUAUAAAUUGCGAACCGUAUAUAUUACCCUGACCGUCCAAAAGAGGGCAAGCUUCAGUACCCCGAAUGUAGUGAGUUGAAAGAGACAUGUGAGACCUCCAAAAAGAAAAAUAUAAGCGACUGGAAAUGGCUGUUGUGCUGUAGCCACUAGCCAGCGAUAACUGAUAAGUGCAGUGAUGUCUCAGACAAUUUUUAGGGCUCCCAUUUUAUCGGGUUCUUAUUUUAGUGCUCCUUUCAGGAUUUCAAGGUGGAGUAGGAUUGGCUCCAUCCUUCAUGUUUACAGUUCAUAAUAGCACAGUACUAGCACAAAAGAAUCGCAUGCAUAUAUAGGGCUGGACCUUUGGAUGCGAUGAGAAGAUUCUGCACAGAUGGUCAUGGGAAGCAUCGAUGAGCGAUGGCAGUGGAUCGAAGAUUGGCCGAAUAUGCCGUGUGUUGGGCAGAAUUAUCCUUUGGACCUUCCAAAGAAGGGCGCAAGACUAUCAGGUCAGCACUAGGACAUCUUUGCCUCUAGAAUCUCUUUAGGCAAACAUUUUAUUUAUUUAUUUUAAAUCCCGGGAGGACUGCCAAUAUAUACACAUCCUUGUGCUUCGAGGACAUCUGUUUACCUGCGGUUUUCAUUUUUCAUUACAUUUUAUAGAGGUCGUUGAAAUGUAUCAGCCAAAGGUUUUUGCUUUUGUUUUUUUAUAAGCCAAAAUUUGAAUUUUCAACAUUAAAUUUUAAGUAGA